Messenger RNA from Mus musculus (house mouse), 1734 nucleotides. It is a transcript of the gene Gadd45gip1, whose product is annotated as growth arrest and DNA-damage-inducible, gamma interacting protein 1. The record is from RefSeq and is marked validated. NCBI's taxonomy places the organism in Eukaryota, Metazoa, Chordata, Mammalia, Rodentia, Muridae. The coding region runs from base 10 to 678 and encodes 222 amino acids. Gene Ontology annotation, biological process: mitochondrial translation. Gene Ontology annotation, cellular component: mitochondrion; nucleus; mitochondrial large ribosomal subunit. Gene Ontology annotation, molecular function: structural constituent of ribosome. The transcript is spliced from 2 exons.
ACAGCCAAGAUGGCGGCGCUCGCAAUGCGGAGUGGCUAUCUCCUGCGGCUCUCUGUGGCUCUGGGUCCCAGGUCCCGCAGCUACCGUGCGCCCCCGCCCCCGCGCCGCCGUCCCGGGCCCCACUCGCCAGACCCGGAGAACCUGCUGACCCCGCGAUGGCAGCUAACGCCCCGCUAUGUGGCCAAGCAGUUCGGACGACAUGGCGCCAUCUCCGGGGUGCCCCCGGCCUCCCUGUGGCCCACCCCAGAGCAGCUGCGCGAGUUGGAGGCCGAGGAGCAAGAAUGGUACCCGAGCUUAGCGACCAUGCAAGAGUCGCUGCGCUUGCAGCAGCAGGCCUUGGAGGCAAGGCGCCAAGCCAGGGAGCAGCGUAUCGCAGAGUGCAUGGCCAAGAUGCCACAAAUGAUUGAAAACUGGCGAAAGCAGAAGCGAGAACGCUGGGAGAAAAUUCAGGCUGACAAGGAGCGGAGGGCCCGGUUACAGGCUGAGGCCCAGGAACGCCUGGGCUACCACGUGGACCCAAGGAGUGCUCGCUUCCAGGAACUAUUACAGGACCUAGACAAGCAGCAACGAAAGCGCCUAAAGGAAGAAAGACAACGACAGAAGAAGGAGGCACGAAUUGCUGCUAUGGCCUCUGCUGAAGCCCAGGACUCAGCAGUGUCUGGUGAACCCAGCUCCUGAAAGCUCCCUUCCCAAUAAAGCCAGCUGCUGACAACCCAUAUUCUACACAUUCUCCCUCAAGUUGUGACUUCCUGGGUCGCCCGGCUCAUUCCCCAACACCUGGGCGGGAGAAUCCCUCCACCUGGCUGUGUUCACACCUGGACACUAGGCCAUGCCAUGAACUGGGGCUUUGGGGAGAGAGAAAGGGGAAUGGAUGGGCAAAUAAUGAAGGAGCAGAUGGCAGGAGAGGAGGAGGCUUCUGUUUACCAACAUUAAUCUCCAGUAAUUAGCCAAUUACCAGGGGGAGUACAGCCAAACAGACUGCAUGAUAGAAGGAGCAGCAGUCCUUCUAGGGUUGAGCUGAGGCAGGGGCCCAAGUUUCCAGAGGGAGGAGAUGCUGGGGCCCGUCUGUAAGGCUCCUAGGCUCCUCCCCGUUUCUCAGCAUGCCCACUUCACCUGUGCCCCCGGCUAGCUCAGACUCACAAACAGCUGUGAGAAGCUCCAGUAGGCAUGAACCAUUAUUAGGGCUCAUUUUUAAAACUUUAUUCACGUCAAAACCUUUAUCAGAGAUGUGGUUCUGUCCUGGGGAAGGGGUGGCCUUGGCCUUCAGAACUGAUGAUAACCCCUUUUCCAGGCUGGAGGCCAAGGCCAGACUGGGGAGAAGGCCUUUGGCUUCUAACAUAGACUUACUCCAGAUGGAAAGAUCUGGGCCACUCCAAUAGAGGAUCAAAGCUUAGGGCUCCAGCUUCCCCUCAUCAUGGUGGAGGAAGGAGGGUUGUCCUUGGGGAUGCUUCAGGGAUGGGGAAGCAGGCAGGCGCCCCUCCAUCUGGCUGCAGGGAGCUGGGACAGAGGCCAAGAGGGGCCCAUCUGUCGCCUCAUGGUCUUGCCAACAACUUUUGAGUAGGCUGGGCUGUUAAGAGGACGGGGACAGCUGUCUGGCCCAGGUCUUCUCGGACUGAUAUGGGAAUGGGGGCCACUUCAGGAGGGUGGGAAGCUGGGCUGGGUUUUUUUUUGUUGUUGUUUUUUUAAUGGUUUUUGAUAUUCUUCCUCUUAAACAUGAAUAUAUAUAUGUUAUAU